Xylaria bambusicola is the source of this 756-nucleotide messenger RNA. RefSeq lists its product as uncharacterized. The record is from RefSeq and is a predicted model, not a curated record. The coding region runs from base 179 to 739 and encodes 186 amino acids. The transcript has 4 exons. Lineage: Eukaryota; Fungi; Ascomycota; Sordariomycetes; Xylariales; Xylariaceae.
ACAUGCGCACACAACUAGCUACGCCAUGGGGAAUACCCCGCUUCACGAUGGGGUACAGAUGAGAGAAAGUAUACUUGGCGUGAUCAAGAGACCAUAGCUGCGAAUGUGAAGUAAUCGCCGAGUGCACGACAGCUACAUACGCUACACGAAGAGCAGCGCUCACGCUGACAAGAAGCUAAUGGCGUCUGAACCUCAAAUGAAUGAGGCCGAUAGGGCAGUAGCUGCUCGCCCUCAACUCCCUCAUCCAGACUUGACUCUUCCCAUCCCGACCUUAACCUUUGACUACCGGAUGUCGGUGGAGUUAAACCCAAAGAUCGCAGUUGGACGCGUGCCAUCAGGGGGCAUCCGGAACUGGAUAUCUUUCUCUGGAGGCUCCUGGGCAGCGACAUGGGGCUCGGGGACAGUCCUCCCCGGCGGACAAGAUUCCCAGCUCGUAGAUUCAGAAUCGUACGUGGUUAAGAUGGAAACUAUGUACCUUCUUAAGACGAAUGAUGCGGACCCUGCUUACAUCGAGAUACGCACGCGUGGGUUUAGGACAGGUCCGAAAGAGGUGCUACAAGCGCUACAAGAUCCUGUUAGAGCAGAUUCAGUUGAUCCCUCGACGUAUUCAUUCCGGCUUUCGGUGGCGAUGGAAACUGGCGACGCGAGAUAUGCUCCCAUCGUGAACCAGGGCAUGUGGAUUGGAAGUGGAAUGCGCAAGGGUGCUCAAGUUGUAUAUGAUGCAUAUCGGAUCGCAUAGGGAUUUCUAGCCUGGGG